AUGUCGGUUCCGGAUGCAGCAAUAAGUUUCCUGCUGGACAACAUUGUCCAAGUGCUCACAUAUAAUUAUCGUUUGAUUGCCGACGCAGGGGACAACAUCAAAACGCUGCGUAGUGAGCUAGAGUUGCUGCAAGGGCUCAUGACGGAUUUUCUCAACUACAACAACGACAGCGAAUACCUGAGGAAGCUGGUGAAGGAGAUUAGAUCCAUAGUUGAAGAGGCCGAGGAUGCGGUUGAUACUUACGUGGUUCAGGCCGCGCUCCAGAAAUCAAAAGGCACGCUUUCCAGAGCUAUUCAUGCAAUCGAUUAUCCAAUGAAGCUUCGCUCCGUGGGGAAGAAGAUUCAACAAAUUAGUGACAAGGUUAAGCAAAUCAAUGAAGGCAAGGCCCCCAAUGCUAUUCAAAUGAUGAGGAAGCAGGAUAAGCGAGAUCAACCCAAAAAGCCUAAAGAGGAACCAAAAGUUGAGACUGAGCAUGUGGUUGGUUUUGAUGGUGCCAUUAAAGAUGUGAGCCAGCUUCUCACAAGUGGAGCAAAACGAUUGGAAGUAAUUUCAAUAGUUGGGAUGUUAGGGCUCGGGAAAACGACACUAGCUAAGAAAGUUUUCAGCCACCAAGAUGUUGAUUAUGAGUACAUGAUUAGGGUCUUUGUCUAUGUUUCGAAACAAUACGAGAGGAGAGAAGUGUUUCUCAAGAUUUUGGGCUCAUUUAUGAAUAUCAGUGCUGAGUUGAGCAGUAUGUCAGAAGAUGAUUUGGAGAAAUUUCUCUGCAAGGAGUUAAAGGGGAAACAAUACCUAAUUGUAUUGGAUGAUGUUUGGGAGAAAAAAGAUUGGGAUAAUUUGAAAGAUGCAUUUCCCAUGAACAACAAGCGAUGCAGAGUUCUCAUAACUACUCGAUAUGAGACAGUGGCUAAACAUGCAAAAAAUUCUGAUACUGAAUUCUAUAAAUUAGACUUUUUGCCACUUGAAAAGAGUCGCGAGUUGCUUCGUUGGAAGGUUUUUCGUGACAACCGCUUGCGUAGUGAGUUUGAUCAGUAUGAGAAAGAAAUUGCAGAGAAAUGUGAUGGGUUGCCUUUAGCAAUAGUGGUCAUUGCAGGCUAUAUUCUUAAUCAUCCCGAAAGAAUUGAUUGGUGGCAACAAGUUGCAGAGAGUGUGAACGAUUAUAUUGCUAGGGAUCAAGAGCAAACUACAAAGGUGAUAGAAUUGAUGUAUGCUCACUUACCAAACCAUUUGAAACGCUGUUUCAUGUAUCUUGGGGUGUUCCCUGAAGACUUUGAAAUCCCAGUGUGGAAACUAGUGCGAUUAUGGAUCGCGGAAGGAUUCAUACAGGCGGAUGGAAGUUUGAGUCAAGAGGAUAUGGCAGAGGAGUAUUUGGAUGAACUUAUUUACAGAAAUUUGGUGAUGGUUGCAAAAAGACGCUCAAAUGACAAAGUCAAAGCUUGUAUCAUUCACGACACUCUACAUGAUUUUUGCAAGAAAGAAGCAUCAAAAGAAAAUCUUUUCCAGGAACUAAAAAGAGACAAUAUUUCCUCCUUAUCAUCAAACCCGAUCUCAGAUCAGCGUCGACGACUGUGUCUCAACAAUGUCGAUGUUCUGAGAUUUCUAUCUUCAGCACCAACUGGUAAGUAUAUUCGCUCUUUCUUAAAUUUUUCUAGAGAGGAGACAGAUGUGGAGGUCAGCCAUGUUUCUAAAAUUGCAAAAACUUUCAACCUGUUGAGGGUGCUAGAGAUUCAGUCUCUCAAAUUCACCCGUAUGCCCAUUGAUCUAAGCAAUCUUAUUCUUUUGAAAUACAUAGCCAUAUCUUCAAAGCUCUCAGUCAUACCAGAAAAAAUGUCUGGUUUGUUGAACAUGCAAACCCUCAUAGUGAACACAGAUGCACCUAGGCUUGAGAUAAAAGCAAAGAUAUGGAAGUUGCCCCAAUUCAGACAUUUGCACACUAAUACAUCCACCGUCUUACCUUUCCCUGAUUCCAAACCCUCAAGCAAGAAAGAAGAAGAUCUCGUAGAUCAAGAUAUCCAGACUUUGUCCACCAUUGCUCCUGAAUGUUGCACAAAGGAAAUUCUCAGUCGGGCCAGCAAGAUCAAGAAAUUAGGAAUUCGCGGAAAUUUAACUGCGCUUUUCAACUUCAGGGAUGACGAAUCUUGUUUAUUUGACAACCUUCAUGAUUUAGGAUCUCUUGAAAAUUUGAAGUUACGGAAUGAUGACAUAGCCUCAAGGAUAAGUUAUCUUCCUCCAGCUAAGAACUUUGCGCAACAGUUGAGAUUGCUGACGCUGUUUGGAACCCAACUGGACUGGGCAGAAUUGAUCAAAUUGGGAAAGCUUCCGAACCUUGAGAUCCUCAAGCUUAAAGAACAUGCAUUCAAAGGGAAGAAGUGGCAGUCUGAAAAGGGAGGUUUCCUGCUGCUGAAACAUUUGCACAUUGGAGAGACUGAUUUGGAAGUGUGGGAAGCUGAAGCAGAUCAUUUUCCGAAACUCACGUGUCUUGAACUCGAGAAUUGCGCUAACCUUAAAACUCUCCCAGAUGGCCUGGCCGAUAUUUCCAGCCUUCACCUAGUGGAUCUUCAUUGCACGACUCCUGAGCUUGCUUCCUCCGCCGAUAAAGUUCGAGCAAAGAAAGAAAUGAAAGGAGGCAAUUUUAAACUCUCAGUUUAUCCUCCAGAGCAUUUGAAGAAAUAG
Molecule: messenger RNA, 2670 nt
Organism: Oldenlandia corymbosa var. corymbosa
Lineage: Eukaryota; Viridiplantae; Streptophyta; Magnoliopsida; Gentianales; Rubiaceae
Source: the annotation of a GenBank genome assembly